Messenger RNA from Diachasma alloeum, 1212 nucleotides. Its product is annotated as glutaminyl-peptide cyclotransferase. The record is from RefSeq and is a predicted model, not a curated record. Lineage: Eukaryota; Metazoa; Arthropoda; Insecta; Hymenoptera; Braconidae. The coding region runs from base 115 to 1191 and encodes 358 amino acids. Gene Ontology annotation, molecular function: glutaminyl-peptide cyclotransferase activity; zinc ion binding. The transcript is spliced from 6 exons.
GACACAGCGCACAGCGAUGCUCACACGCCCGUCGCACUAGAGUGUGGGAUUUAUUGCGGGAGUUCCCGGGGGUGGAUUCAGUUAGCGUACGACCAUUGACUGGUCAAAAGGGACAUGUUGAGAGUCUCCAUAAAUUUUUUUCUCGUUACUGUAGUACUAUUGCAGUCUGCAGCUGCGCAAAACAGCACGAGAUCCUCAUUUCGCGACGAAAAGUUGUUGCAUACGGCAGACAGUCUCGAUGCCGCUCAAGUGAGGCGGCUGUCACAGCUGUCGAACACUACGAAUUUGAAUGAAAUAUUGGACAAUAUCUGUGUUGUUAGGGUCGUGGGAACUCCAGCGCAUGCACGAGUUGGAAAUUACAUAAAAGAUUAUAUGGACAAGCUGGGAUGGUCCACAGAAAUCGACGCGUUCGAAGACGAUACUCCGAAUUUUGGAAGACUAGCCUUUAGAAAUAUCAUAGCGAAAUUGAAUCCCAAUGCACGCAGGUACUUGGCUCUGGCGUGUCACUAUGACUCGAAGUACACGAGAGAAGGUGACUUUGUGGGGGCGACUGACAGCGCUGUCCCAUGCGCCCAGAUGAUGAACUUGGCUACUGUAAUGAGGAAACAUCUGGAGCCACUGAAACAGGGAAGUCUCAGUUUGAUGUUAAUAUUUUUCGAUGGAGAAGAAGCAUUCAAGACUUGGGGGCCCAAAGACUCGAUUUACGGAUCUCGACAUCUAGCCGCCAAAUGGCACGGGGUCAGAAACACCAUUGGAUACGAGUCGGAUAUCACAGAUUUGGACAGAAUUGAUCUACUGGUGCUGUUAGAUUUACUCGGAGCUUCUGAUCCCACAUUCUACAACUAUUUUGACAAUACAGAGCACUGGUACAGCCAGUUGGUCACGGCAGAAAGAGAACUAGCAAAAUUGAGACUGUUCGAUAAUUAUUCAUAUGGCAAGCCUGAACAGACCUACUUUCAGCCUUAUUCCAUUGAUGGCGGUGUUGAAGACGAUCACGUUCCAUUUAUGAGGAGAAACGUGCCCAUUCUCCACUUAAUUCCAAGCCCCUUCCCCCGAAUUUGGCACACGUCCAAAGACAACAGAAACGCCAUCAGCAUUCCCACAACUGAGAACUUGAAUAAAAUAUUGCGAUUAUUUGUUGCUUCCUACUUGAAGCUCAAGGUGUCUGUAAAAAAUGUUUAUAAGAAUUAAUGUUGUUUAAAACUUGUACAA